UUCACCAAAGAUUUUUCUCUCUGUUUUUUCCUUGUUUCGAUAUCUAGAGCUUUUUCUGUGUUAAGGGUUGUUAUCAAGAUUCAGAAAAAAUGACUGGUGGUGGAGCAUCGACUAAGGCAUCGAAUGGUGGUCCUACUAGAGUGAGGAAGAGGGUUGAAGUUGAAUCUGCUGCUGCUGCUGCUAGUCUUAAGCGUGCUAAGGAUGGAAGUGCUUUUGCUCGUUGUGAAGAAUGCAGCAAAGAUGUGCCUAUAGCAUUGAUUAGCUUCCACAAUUGUAGCCUUGAUGCCAAAAUUAAGAUGAACUUGGAGGCUCAAGUUGUGGAAAAUCAGACUGAAGUGAAGAAACCAGCAGCAAAGAGCAAGGAGAAAUCAACAGAGCCAAAGCCUAAAAGGGAAAAGAAACCCAAGAAUCCAAAUGCUCCUAAACGGCCUCCUACUGCUUUCUUCGUGUUCAUGGAUGAUUUUAGACAGACAUUUAAGGCUGCAAAUCCUGAUUGCAAGAGUGUCUCCACGGUUGCUAAGGAGGGUGGUGAGAAAUGGAAGUCCAUGACUGAUGAGGAGAAAAAACCAUAUCAGGAAAAGGCUGCAGAGCUCAAAGCAGCAUAUGAGAAAGCCUUAAAGUCUAACACUGAUGCUGAUAAUGCCAAUGAUGACGAUGAGGAGCCUGAGAAGGAAGUAAAGGAUGAAAUAGUGGUAGAUGAGGAAUAGAGCUGUUAGUUUUUGAAUUGGUGUCACUAUCUUCAAGAUUCUUGAAUUGACUAGUUUCGAGAGCUUAUGUAAAUUUUUGAUUCAAUUGUCAACUUAGUCCUACUUGACGUAGUUAUAUAUGAAAAUUAUGGUUUAGUUCUUG
Solanum stenotomum is the source of this 849-nucleotide messenger RNA. RefSeq names its product high mobility group B protein 7-like. NCBI's taxonomy places the organism in Eukaryota, Viridiplantae, Streptophyta, Magnoliopsida, Solanales, Solanaceae. The record is from RefSeq and is a predicted model, not a curated record. The transcript is spliced from 8 exons. The coding region runs from base 90 to 707 and encodes 205 amino acids.